UCUCUCACUCUUUUCUCUUCUCACUGUGUGAAAAUCGCCAACAAAAAUUCUUUCAUGGAGGUUUUGGUUGGUAGAAAACCCUAGCUCUGUUACAGACUACACUAUGACGGUGACCUUACCGUCGAUUGCCACGCAGCCGCCACCGCCGACCAUCGGAUUAUGGGAUGGCGUGGUGGAAAUGACGAAGUCUGCUCAAAUUAAAGGAACUGAUCCGUUGAUUUGGGCGGUUCAGCUCUCAUCUAGAUUAUCGUCGGCCGGAAUCUCGAUGCCGUCGACGGAGGUUGCUGAGUUUCUCGUUUAUCAUAUUUGUUGGUCUAAUAAUGUUCCAACUGCCUGGAAGUUUCUAGAAAAAGCGAUCGCUCUUAGAAUCGCUCCGCCAAUGCUCGUUCUCGCUCUUUUGUCCAACAGUGUAAUCCCGAAUCGAAGAAGCCAACCUACUGCCUACAGGCUCUAUCUAGAGCUUCUCAAAAGACACAUUUUUUCAUUAGCUUCCGAAGUUCAUGAUCCAAAGUACCGCAAAAUCAUGGAAUCUAUAGAUGAUGUUCUUCACCUCUCUGAGAAAUUUGGCAUUUUUUCUGGUGAACCUGGGCUUCUACUAGUUGAAUUUAUUUUCGCAAUAGUGUGGCAGUUGCUUGAUGCAUCACUAGAUGAUGAAGGCUUGUUGGAACUUGUACCUGAGAAGAAGUCUAUGUGGCCAAUUAAAUCACAAGAGAUGGAAAUUGAUGACCAUAAUAUUGGAAAAAAGCAAAUUGAUCGCCAUGACAGAUUGUACAAAACAAAUACCACAUUGGCCAUUGAGAUCAUUGGAGAACUUUACCGACACAAAGUAACUUCCAGGAUCCUGUGCUUGGCAUAUCGAAAUAUGCCCAUACAUUGGGGAUCUUUCAUUUAUAAUUUGAGACUGCUGGCUGCAAACUCAAUAUCUUUGAGAAAUUCCAAAGAUAUUACCCCUGAGGCUCUUUUGCAGUUAACAUCAGAUAGCUGUGUGUUACUGUCACAGGAAUGCAAAUCAAUAUCAUUGCAACAGUUCCAUGCAUUAAUGGCUUCUGGAUCACUUGUAUCGUCUACAGGUCCAAGUCAUGGUGCUAGUCGCUCAGCUAUUUGGCUUCCAAUUGAUCUGUUCCUUGAAGACACCAUGGUGGGAUCUGUGGUGGCUACCACAAGUGCAGCUGAAACUCUUGCUGGUCUACUGAAAGCCCAUCAAGCAAUCAGUCAGGCUUCCUGGCAGGAUGCAUUUCUUGGUUUAUGGAUUGCAGCUUUACGGCUUGUUGAAAGGGAAGGAGAUGCCGUUGAGGGCCCAAUACCUCGUCUCGAUACAUGUUUAUGCCUGCUAUUAUGUACAACAACCCUUGCAAUUGUCAGUAUUAUUGAUGAAGAGGAGAGUGCUCAUUUUGAGGAAGAUGAGCACGAGCAGAGUCACAUGCAUUUCCGGAGCGAAACACGGGUUCUUGGGAACUGUCGUAAGAGCCUAGUUUCCAGCCUACAACAAUUGGGUGAUUAUGAAGGCUUAUUGAUCCCACCACCAUCUGUAACUUCUUUAGCAAAUCAAGCAGCUGCCAAAGCGAUUAUGUUUUUCUCGGGUCUAGGAGUUGGAAGUGGUUACCUUGACAAUAUAAGCUUGAAUGACAUGCCCGUCAAUUGUUCCGGAGACCUGAGACAUCUGAUUGUGGAGGCUUGUGUUGCAAGACAUCUAUUAGACACAUCGGCAUAUCUAUGGCCCGGCUAUGUCAAGGGACACGCCAACCAAAUACCUCACACCGUUGCUAGCCAGAUGCCUGGCUGGUCAUCGUUGAUGAACGGGUCCCCUUUAAGUCCUCCAAUGGUGCAUGCUUUGGUUUCAACUCCAGCUUCAAGCUUAGCUGAAAUUGAAAAAAUAUUUGGAAUUGCAACCGAUGGCUCAAACGCUGAGAAGAUCUUUGCUGCUACUAUUCUGUGUGGAGCGUCAUUAACUCGUGGUUGGAAUAUUCAGGAACAUACUGGAUUUUUCAUCAUUAAGCUGCUUUCACCUCCGGUUCCCCGAGAUUAUAGUGGGAGUGAGAGUCAUUUGAUAGCUUCUGCUCCCCUUCUAAAUGUCCUUCUUGUUGGGAUAACAUCUAUCGAUUGCGUUCAGAUUUUUUCUUUACAUGGCUUGGUUCCACAGCUUGCUGGUGUCUUGAUGCCCAUAUGUGAGGCCUUCGGAUCAUGCUCACCCACGGUUUCUUGGCCUCUUCCAACCGGGGAACAUUUAUGCCCUCUUGCUGUCUUCUCAAAUGCCUUUACUCUUCUGUUGAAAUUAUGGAGGUUUGAUCAACCACCUCAUGAGCAUGCGAUGAAAGACGUAACUCCUGUCGGGUCUCAACUAACACCCGAAUUCCUCUUGCUGGCACKCAAUUCCCAAUUAACAUCAUGCGGAAAUUUGCUUAAAUCCCAAAAGAAACGUAAGAGGUUUCUAAGGCAUUGUGAUCCGUCAUCCGUACGUCCCGUUUUCUUGGAUUCUUUUCCGAAACUGAAACUUUGGUACCAACAGCAUCAAGCGUGCAUUGCUUCGACUCUCUCUGAUCUUAAACAUGGAACACCGGUGUACGAGAUCUGUGAUGCCCUUUUGAAUAUGAUGUUUAGAAGAACGAAUAUUGGUUGCCAAUCCUUGAAUCCUUCAACAUCUGGAAGUAGCGAUUCAUCCGGAUCUGAGGACUACACUCUUCGUCUUAAACUUCCUGCUUGGGAUAUUCUUGAAGCUGUUCCAUUUGCGCUCGAUGCUGCAUUAACAGCAUGUGCCCAUGGAAGAUUGUCUCCCCGUGAACUCACUACUGGACUCAAAGAUCUUGCGGACUUUCUUCCUGCUUCUAUGGCAACUAUCGUAAGCUACCUUUCGGCUGAAACGACAAGAGGUCUCUGGAAGCCUGCUUCGAUGAAYGGAACCGAUUGGCCAAGUCCGGCCACGAACUUGUCCAUGGUCGAGAAAACUAUAAAUAAAAUAUUGGCUGCAACUGGAGUCGACGUUCCCAGUCUUUCUGCAGGCGGGACCUCUCCAGCUACUCUUCCUUUGCCUCUUGCGGCCCUAGUAAGUCUCACGAUAACCUACAAAGUCGAUCGAGUCUCCGAAGCGGUACUGAACCUCGCGGGCCCAGCGUUAAGCACCCUCGGUACAGGUUGUCCAUGGCCAUGCAUGGCCAUCAUAGCCGCUCUAUGGGCUCAAAAGGCCAAACGAUGGACCGACUAUCUUGUUUUCUCCGCAUCCCGAACCGUGUUCCACCACAACAACGAUGCCAUAGUCCAACUUCUCCGAGCCUGCUUCCAAUCAACUCUUGGUCUAAACUCUUCUCCCAUCGUUUCAAAUAUCGGUGGAGUCGGUAAUCUUCUCGGUCACGGUUUUGGGUCCCACUGUUCCGGCGGGAUCGCGCCGGUGGCUCCGGGACUCCUCUACUUGCGAGUCCAUCAUAGCGUCAGAGACGUCAUGUUCAUGACCGAAGAAAUCGUCUCGUUAUUGAUGCAUUCCGUCAAAGAUAUCGUAUCUACCAGUGUACCGAUCGAAAAACUGAAAAACCCGAGAACCGGGAUGAUCAUGAGAUAUGGUGAGGUUUCUCUUUCUGUAGCCAUGACUCGGAUCAAGCUAGCCGCCACCCUGGGUGCAUCGUUGGUUUGGAUCACCGGUGGGUUAAACCUAAUCCAAACCCUGAUCAAGGAAACAUUACCCUCAUGGUUCAUAUCGGUCCACCAGUCGGACCCAACCAAAGGCAGUUCAGGUGGGAUGAUUGGGAUGCUCAAAGGCUACGCUCUCGCAUACUUCACCAUUCUUUCCGGCGCGUUCGCUUGGGGUGUCGACUCCGCUUUGUCAGCAUCCACCAAGCGUCCGCUCAUCCUCGGGGCCCACCUCGAGUUCAUGGCUCGGGCGCUCGACGGCAAGAUUACACUCGGUUGUAAGAAAGCAACAUGGAGGGCUUACGUUUGUGGGUUCAUUAGCUUGAUGGUUUCGUGUAUGCCGAUGUGGGCCCGUGAGGUCAAUGUGGAUGUGUUGCGGAGUGUGAGUAAAGGGUUACAAAAGUGGGAUGAGGAGGAAUUAGCGAUGGCGCUGCUCGGAAUUUCCGGGGUCGGUGCAAUGGGUGCAGCUGCUGAAUUUAUCGUAGAAUCUUCGAUGUGAUUCUAUUUACCAUUUAGGCGUUUUGUACAUAACUCAUUUUGUCUCUUCAAAAUCUUGACAAGCAACCUCAAAAGGUUAGUCUGAUGCACCCUAAAAAAUAAACCUCAAAAGCGGAAAAUGGAAUUCAUUACAGCAAUUGGUUAUUAUGAUGCAUCUAUGAGUAAAUUACG
This is a messenger RNA of Cynara cardunculus var. scolymus (artichoke), 4287 nucleotides long. Its product is annotated as mediator of RNA polymerase II transcription subunit 33A-like. The record is from RefSeq and is a predicted model, not a curated record. Gene Ontology annotation, cellular component: mediator complex. Lineage: Eukaryota; Viridiplantae; Streptophyta; Magnoliopsida; Asterales; Asteraceae. Gene Ontology annotation, biological process: regulation of phenylpropanoid metabolic process. The transcript has 12 exons. The coding region runs from base 104 to 4117 and encodes 1337 amino acids.